GAUCGCAUCCUGCAGCUCCUCUCAGAGUCCCAGGGUAACAUUCUUGACGACGAGGAGUUGAUCAACACUUUGGCGACUUCCAAGACGGCCUCUCUUCGAAUAGAGGAGCGUGUGGCUGAGCAGGAGAAGACCCAGGCGCAAGUGCAAGAGACGAGGGCGACCUAUGUGCCCGUGGCGGUUCGUGCAAGUGCUCUGUUCUUCGUGAUCGCGGACCUCUGCAACGUGGAGCCGAUGUACCAAUAUAGCUUGGAAUGGUUCUACAGCAUCUACGAGCAAGCCAUUGCUGCAGCGGAGCGCUUCGAACGAAACAUUCAAAAGCGCCUGACGGCGCUGCAGUCGAAGUUCCUGGAAAUGCUGUUUGAACAAACAUGCCACUCACUCUUCGAGAAGGACAAGCUCAUGCUGUCCCUGUUGCUUGCCUUCAAGUCCAUGGAGGUUGACGACGACAUCAACCUCGAAGAGAAGAGACUGCUCCUCAUGGCUCUGGGGGGUGGCAGCGCGCACCUACCGAAACCCGCGGAAGAAUGGCUUACCGAGAAGAUGUGGAGCAGGAUCUGCGUCUUGGAUAAAGUGGGCAAAGGGCCUUGGUACAAGUUUGCCACCUCCUUCCAGGACAACAUCGAGAAGUGGAAGGCUCUUUUCGACUCUGACAACCCUGUGGCUCACAACUGGCCUGGCAAGGAGCAGAUGUCGGCACUGCAGCGGGCUUUGGUAUUGCUGGCCGUACGCACAGACUGUACCAUCGCGGGCCUUCAAGAGGUCAUUUCCACCAACCUGGGCAAGAACUUUCUGGAACCACCUGGCUUCAACCUGGAGAAGUCGUUCCAUGGCAGCAAUGCGUGCAAGCCGCUCAUCUUCGUGUUGUCGUCGGGAGCCGAUCCAAUGGUCGAAGUCAUUCGUCUGGCGCAGAAGGUGGGCAUGAACGAGCGGUAUACGACC
Molecule: messenger RNA, 939 nt
Organism: Symbiodinium sp. CCMP2456
Lineage: Eukaryota; Dinophyceae; Suessiales; Symbiodiniaceae
Source: the annotation of a GenBank genome assembly